UUCCUCUAUCGUUCUUCUUGAACGUUUAUUUUUUAGUUUCUAUAUAUUAUUGCCUAGAAACUAGCUGAAAAUACUAAAGUUUGUGGUAACAAAGUCUCGAAAAAUGUCGGUCAACGACUGGUAUUCGUUGUUUCUGGCAAACCGGCCAGUUGAAAUGAAACGUAAUGUUUCGAGAGGAACUAAAGCUUUGUGUUAUUCAAUGUUCAUUUCCAAUUUGACAUCUCCACAGCUGACUGAGAACAUUCGAUACCAGAUUAGUGCUUUUUUAUUCGACACGAAGACUUCUCAAAUGUUUGGGAGGCAAUGUAGAACAGAAUGGAUUCCAGCGAAUAGUAAUGGAACUUGUGUUUUUAAUGAAACAUUAUAUUUUUACUCAAUUAUAAACAGCAGAGAUGUGCUUCUUAUUCUUGAAUUUGUGGAAGAAGGAUCAGACGAAAUAACGCCUGCCACAAGCGUUGGAUGGUUUUCAACGCAUAUCGAGAAGAAAACGCCCGUAGAAAUAUCAAACACUAAAAUUUUCGAUAUAUUUGGUGGAACUCCAAAACUAUUAAUUUUUGAUAAAGAAACAGUUUUAAAACCAGUUGGAAAUGUUGAAUGUACAUACAACAUAUUCGAAAUGCCACCCAUAUUCUUCCAAUGUUUGCCUGAAUUUUGCAUUGUUUGCGACAAAGACAUUAUUCCUGGAAUAAUCAAAGACAGUUCUGAUGAAUGGUGGUUGAGCACGCCAAAAGAGAUGCCAACAAUUCCCGCUGCAAUUGAUGCAAUUGUAAUUCAAUUCAAGAAUAAUGUACCUGAAUUAGAAAAACAAAUUACACAUGAUAUUGAAAAAGAAUGGGCAUUGAAAGAAGGAGGAACUCUUAAACCAAAAGCAAUCAUAAUGGAUAGAAAAUUGAGAAUCGGAGUACACAAUGGGUACACAUAUGUCACUGAACCAUUCACAGUUGACUUGGAAAUAAUCUCCUCAAAUGCUGGUGAUACUCUAAGAUCGCGAAAGAAACCUAUUGACUUUGGGAAAUCAUCAAAUUGGGAAGAACAACUGCUAUUUCAAGCUGCUGGAAACCCGCGUCUGGCACUUCGAAAUCUGUAUGCGGAUCCAAGAAUGGCUAUCAUAUUCUUGCUUGAAUACACCUUUCACCGAGAAGACAAUCAAAGCCUUAAUCAGACUAUUCUAAUCGGAUGGGCUGCAUGGACUCCAUUCUCAGAUGGAGCCUUUUCUGGAAAAGAAGUGGAGACACGAGUUAGCUUUGUUGGUGGUCCACGUCCGAAUCCAGAAGGCGUUUUAUGUUAUAAGAACGUAUUGAAUCAACCAGACUCCUUGAAGCCAUUGAAUGAGAAACUUGAAAUUUUUGUGGACUUUAAAUUUUAUGAAAAUGGAAGAAGUGUUCACAAUACACCAACAUCAAGAAGGGCUGCUGACUCUGCAAGAGUUCAAACUGGAAGAUCAGGCGAUAAUGGCCAAUCUGCUAGAUCAAAUAGAAAAUCAGUGAAAAUAGAAACUCCUAGAAGUCCAGAAAAUUCGAAUAGAUUCCCUGCACUAGUAGAUACAGGAAGAUCAGUUUCAUCAGUAGAUGAAUUGAGAUCAAUAAAUGAGGAUUUGAAUAGAUUCAUAGAAGAACCAAUGGAAAUUCCAGUUCAAGACGUAGUUGUUGCAAAGAAACCAGUAGAAGAACCUCUACCAAUAACAUCAGUUUACAAGAUUCCUUUUGAUGAGCUCAAACCAAUAAACUUCCCAAGAUCUGCCCAUUCCAUGUUUGCGAGACAAAACUUCACUCAGUUGAAAGACAGGAACGGAUCACCACCAAAUACUGAAGAUGUGACACUAAAAACCAUCAUCGAUAUGAAAAGAGAGCAAUUGGACAGACUCAUUACAUCACAUGUAUAUUUUCAAUUUAUUGCUUUCAAACAACUUGCUGCUCCUGAUGCUCGCAUGAUUAAGAAGUUAUUUUUCACAAUCGGGUUUUACCGAUUCCCCGAUAUUACAACAGAGUCAAUGCUUCUCACAUCUAUGGAGAAAGGAGAACCAACCCUUUUAACCCGACUUGAUAAAAAUGGGAAUUCGGAUGUUAUAGCUUCACCUGGAUUCAUAGCAAAAUAUAUAAUCGAAGGAGAAGAAAGCAAGGCUGACUUUUUGGAUUUUAUGGCUUCUGGUCAUGCAACUAUUGAUGUAUGGGAUUCAGACUCGUUGAUUCACUUGGGAUCAACUAUUGUGCCAAUCAAGAAUUUGUAUCGAAGAGGAAGGGAAGCUGUUCAGUUGUUUAUUCAAUGCCCAGUGGUUGAUACAUCUUUAGACACUUCAUCAAAAGCUGGGGCUUUCCUUUACAUGAGAGUUGCCAAUAUCGGAUUUCCGUCAGGCAAUACAUAUGAUCUCUCCUCCUCCUCUUCAUCGCUGACUACCACAAGAUCCAACGUAAACUCUGGACAAGGUACAGUAGUCCGCCGACUGACGUCAUCAAUCCGGUUAAAUGAAGAAGGACCCCAUUCCUAUCGAAUUCACGCAAAACCAUUACCUGGUAAUAGUGGUGUUGGACUAGAUCGGUUUUUGACAGCUCAGAGACUAGAUAUUCAACAACGGCAUGAACAAUUGUUCAAUGAGAAUAGUUUGGAUAAGAUCAGACAAUGGAAUGAUUUAAAAGAAGGAUUCAACUUUUCUGAUAAUAAAGAAAUUGCACAGAAAUUCAUUUUUGAAGAAGAGCUAGCUGCAUACAAAAAGCUUCGAUAUGAAAGUAAACCUGCAAAACUUCUUGAAGCUGUUUUCAAAGGUAUUACAAGUUGUCACCAAAUAAAUCCCAGUUUUGGAGAGAAAGUAUUUUUUGAAUUUCCUCUCGAGAACUACAAUUCUGAACCAAUCAAUUGCACCAUUGAAUUUGAUGAUGAAGCUUUGAAACCAGUAUUUGAUGCAGAAGAAUGGAAAUUUUACAAAACAGUGAACAAAGUAACAACUCCAUCAGAAAAGCAAAUGAUGAGACAAACAACGGAUAGAAUUGAGAUUUGUCUUCAACCUGGGGAUGUUUUAUUUAUUCCAUUUAUCUACGACGCUUUCUUUUUCCCAAAUGAUGCAUUCAACAUGUACUCAACAAAAGUUGUAUUUAGAAGAUGGGAUACAAAAGAACCACUAGCAAUAUUGGAUCUCCACGUGCAUCGAAGAAAUUUCCUUCUUCAACAUUCAGUUACUUUUAUUUGUGAAACAUCUGGAAACUGGGAAAAACAAUUAGUACUACCACCAAUGGCCAGAGACAGAAGAGUUUUGUCAUGUCGAUGCUCUGAUCCGUCUGUAAGACUGACUGUUCGAAAUGCGACACUACAACAGAUUGUUGGAUUCACAACAUAUUCAGGGGAAACGAAUGAUCGAAAGACGUUUCUUUUAUUGAUGUAUAGUGAUCAUUAUCAAACAAGAUUAAUGGCUACCUGGAAAAUCACUAUUCUUCCAUUCUUCAAUGUUGAUGUUCGUAGUAUUGUUGGGCAAACAACUCGUCUUCAUUUAUUAGUGCACAGAAGAAGCGAGCAUGAUGGAGUGCCAGAUGAUUUACUGAAAGUGUAUACAGCAUCUGGAUGUAUGAAAGUUGUGGAUUCUGUGCUCACUGAAAGAACACCUACAGCCACAAUUGAUUUUACACCAAACUUUAUUGGAACAAAGAAGCUUGUCGUUUCUGUUGUGAAUACCAAUACAUUGAAGUUAGAACGAGGGUUUUUGGUUUACGGAAAGUCUGAAGCGCCACGGAUUACGCAGAAGUUUGUCAUACAAAUUCCAUCAUCUGAUGAAGCUAUUAGAAAGAGAAUCCCGAUAAGAAACCCAUAUGGUUUACCAAAGACAUUCCGAAUCACCACAUCAAAUUCUGAUAUUGUAAAAAUUACGGAUAGUCUGUUGUCAGUUCCACCUAUGGGAAAACUUCCAUGUGAAAUGUAUUUUGUGAAGAAUACACAUCUUCAAAAGAAUAUAGAGACAUUGUUGUAUAUAUCAGAUGCGGAGACUUAUGUACAAGAAGAAGCAUAUUCAAUCACACUUGCAUUCGAAGCUUCCUGAUUUUCAAAUUGUCUCAUUGCAAAUUUUUAUUUUUUGUGAUAUUCCGGUUGAAAUCUUGAAAAAUGAAUUCUUUAUUGAAAG
Molecule: messenger RNA, 4102 nt
Organism: Caenorhabditis elegans
Lineage: Eukaryota; Metazoa; Nematoda; Chromadorea; Rhabditida; Rhabditidae
Gene: nphp-4
Exons: 17
Coding region: 104-4021 (1305 amino acids)
Biological process (GO): negative regulation of canonical Wnt signaling pathway
Cellular component (GO): cytoskeleton; non-motile cilium
Source: RefSeq, marked reviewed